Messenger RNA from Cornus florida, 717 nucleotides. Its product is annotated as BURP domain protein RD22-like. The annotation marks the transcript as partial. The transcript has a single exon. The record is from RefSeq and is a predicted model, not a curated record. Lineage: Eukaryota; Viridiplantae; Streptophyta; Magnoliopsida; Cornales; Cornaceae.
ACUUAUUCCGCUAGUCAAUUUCAUGACACCACCGACGUAGCUGAUUACUUCUUGGAAAAUGACAUGAAGCCCGGCAUGACCAUGAACUUGCACUUACCAAAAAGCAAGAAUGCAGCUACUUUCCAACCUCGUCAGGUUGUUGAAUCAAUACCCUUCUCCUCCAAUAAGAUGCAACAAAUCUUGAAUUACUUUUCGAUGAAACCCUACUCGACUGAGGCCGAUAUAAUGAAGAAAAUAAUCGAACUCUGCGAGAAGCCUGGAAUUAAAGGAGAGGAGAAGUACUGCGCGACUUCGUUGGAGUCAAUGAUAGAUUUCAGCACAUCCAAGCUCGGAAAUUAUAAUAAUGUGCAAGCAAUCGCGAAAAUGGUGGAAAAAGAAACUGUUCAAGUCAAGAAGUACUAUAGCAUUGCAGGAGCAAAGAUGGUGGGUGAGGAUGCAGUGGUGUGUCAUAAGCAAAACUAUGAAUAUGCUGUGUUUUACUGCCACAAAACACGUUCUACCAAAGAAUACAUGGUUUCUUUGGUGGGUGCAGAUGGUACAAAAGCUAAAGCAGUAGCAAUAUGCCACAUUGAUACGGCGGAAUGGGAUCCCAAGAAUUUGGCAUUCCAAGUGCUCAAGCUUAAACCGGGGAAUACUGUUCCUAUCUGCCAUUUCCUUAAGGAGGAUGCUAUCGUUUGGAUUGCUAACCAGAAUUCGAUCUUGGUUGCAUCCCACUAG